UCCCUCGCAACGCGUUCAGUACAAGCCUCUGGACGCUUCCCGAAACGAGAUUCGAGUAUUGUCCUUCGAGCCUCCCUCGACACCCGACGACUUGAGUGGUCGCCUAGAUCGCAUUCUAGGUCUACGUCUCGGUCCCUUGCGCCUUACACUUGA
Bipolaris oryzae ATCC 44560 is the source of this 153-nucleotide messenger RNA. RefSeq lists its product as uncharacterized. The record is from RefSeq and is a predicted model, not a curated record. The annotation marks the transcript as partial. The transcript has a single exon. NCBI's taxonomy places the organism in Eukaryota, Fungi, Ascomycota, Dothideomycetes, Pleosporales, Pleosporaceae.